Pygocentrus nattereri (red-bellied piranha) is the source of this 10670-nucleotide messenger RNA. RefSeq names its product cadherin EGF LAG seven-pass G-type receptor 1a (gene celsr1a). The record is from RefSeq and is a predicted model, not a curated record. Gene Ontology annotation, biological process: G protein-coupled receptor signaling pathway; cell surface receptor signaling pathway; homophilic cell-cell adhesion. The coding region runs from base 280 to 9432 and encodes 3050 amino acids. Gene Ontology annotation, cellular component: plasma membrane. The transcript is spliced from 36 exons. Gene Ontology annotation, molecular function: calcium ion binding; G protein-coupled receptor activity. Lineage: Eukaryota; Metazoa; Chordata; Actinopteri; Characiformes; Serrasalmidae.
AGCCAUUUUGUCGUCAUUUAAAACUUAACGUGGACUAAGUGACACUGCAGCCUAUGGAUCCUCCGGGAGGACCGCGCUUACGCGUGUGUAAGUUCGCGAUUUUCAUGUUUUCUUUCUCCUUUUUCUCCUUUCGACGAUAAGAAGAACUACCAUGAGGGACAAAAGAAAGUCGAAGUGCUGGGAGAAGGAGAGCUGAGGACCUGCGCUCGGAGACCGGGUAUGUAAGUGAGGGAGAGCGGAGUCGGAGUGUGUUUUUUUUUCUCCACCUCUUUCUGAAGUAUGGAGGUGGCCGUGUGCUGGAUGUGUUUUUUCCUCCUCCUCGGUGUGUCUUCUCUCUGUGGAGGUUUCGACCUGCAUCUGUCGGACACUUUACACGCCGGAGCCGCUUUGGCGAACCUCUCGCUCGGACCUGGCUGGACUUACACGCUUGACAGGACUUCAUCUCCCAGUUCCAGGACUGGGGGUUUGGUGAAAGUGCACGAGCGGGACGGCCAGGUGAGUCUCGUGCGCGAGGCGGACUGCGCAAGCUUCAAUGAAACUUACCCGGUUCCCCUGAACUUCCAGAUAAACUCCCUCACGUCGGAGGACCUGGUGCGCACGCGCUUUGACGUGUUCGUGCACGGCCGGCACUGCUUCAGCAAGCGCAGGAGAAAGAGCUCCGUGCACGCGCUCGACGUUCACGUCCACCUCCAUUAUGACUUGGGAGCAACCUCCUGCUUAUCUUCAGGUGUGUUGCUCCUCCACCUUGAGGACUACGUGCCUGCCUUUGCGCGUCACACCAAGGACUCUUCUCGUCAUUGGUGCGCUGCAAAGGACUUUAGUGUGUUCCUUUCUAAGGGGAAUUUAUUCGUUGAGGAUGACCACUGUUUGUUCAGAGAGGAGGGGAGAGAGGAGAAGGAGGUGUUGUGUAGGCUGGGUGACAUCACCAUGCACAUCAGGCUAUGGUUCAUUGCCACUGACCCUUCCAGAGGUCAGGGCACAGCUCAAAAAUGGAAAUCACGCAGGAAGAGGGCAGUAAAUUCGGCCCCGGUUUUCCAGUUGCCCAAUUAUCAAGUGUCUGUUCCCGAGAAUGAGCCCGCGGGAACACAUGUUAUCACAGUCAAAGCCACUGAUGCAGACAGCGGAGAGGCUGGGAGGAUAGAGUACGGCAUGGAGGCUUUGUUCGACAGCAGAUCAAGCGACUACUUUAAGAUCGACCCGGAGACGGGGAGUGUUGAAACACAGAGGCUCUUAGACAGGGAAUUCAAGGACACUCAUGUUUUUAAAGUAACCGCCACAGACAGCGGGACUCCCCGACGCUCGGCCACAUCUUACCUUACAGUCACGGUCAGCGACACCAAUGACCACGGCCCUGUUUUUGAGCAGACUGAAUAUAGGGUUAGCAUCCGUGAGAAUGUAGAAGUAGGCUUUGAAGUGAUGACGGUGAGGGCCACUGAUGAAGACGCACCUUCCAAUGCCAACAUGAUCUAUAAAAUCGUGAACGGGGAGGGCGUGAACUCUGUUUUUGAGAUCGACUCGCGGAAUGGGCUUGUGAAAGUCAGAGUGCGCCCAGAUAGGGAGACCAUGGCGCAAUAUCUCUUAAUAGUGGAGGCAAAUGAUCAAGGGAAGGACCCAGGGCCGCUUAGUGCGACAGCCACAGUGCAUAUAACAGUAGAAGAUGAGAAUGACAACUAUCCUCAGUUUAGUGAAAAGAGAUACGUGGUGCAGGUGCCUGAGAAUGUGCCUGUCAACACCAAGGUGGCUCAGGUGAAGGCCACUGACAGAGAUGAGGGCAACAAUGCUAAAGUUCAUUAUAGUAUUAUUAAUGGCAAUGUGAGGGGCCAGUUCUACAUUCACUCUCCAACUGGUGUUAUUGAUGUCAUAAAUCCACUAGAUUAUGAAACAAACAGGGAAUAUAACCUGCGUAUCAAGGCCCAGGAUGGAGGCAGACCUCCUCUCAUUAACAGCACAGGAAUAGUGAUUGUACAAGUCGUCGAUGUGAAUGAUAAUGCCCCCAUGUUUGUAAGCACUCCUUUCCAGGCCACUGUUUUGGAGAAUGUACCCAUUGGGUACUCAGUAAUUCAUAUCCAGGCUAUUGACUCUGACUCUGGGGAGAAUGCUCGCUUGGAUUACCGCCUCACGGACACUUCACCAGGCUUCCCCUUCACCAUCAACAAUAGCACAGGCUGGAUUACAGUCAGCAUUGAGUUGGACAGAGAAACCACAGAGUUUUACACCUUUGGAGUUGAAGCCAGAGAUAAUGGAAGCCCUGUGAUGUCCUCUUCUGCUAGCGUUAGCAUCACAGUGCUCGAUGUGAAUGACAAUGUGCCCACUUUCACAGAAAAGGUCUACUCAUUGAAAAUUAAUGAGGAUGCCCUGGUUGGAACCAGCGUGCUGACGGUGACAGCUGUGGACCGGGACAUCAACAGUGUGGUGACAUAUCAAAUAUCCAGUGGCAACACUCGGAACAGGUUUGCCAUCACCAGUCAGAGUGGCGGCGGCUUGAUCACUUUAGCAUUGCCUCUGGACUACAAGCAGGAGCGUCAGUACGUUCUGACAAUCACUGCUUCGGAUGGCACGCGCUACGACACAGCACAGGUCUUCAUCAACGUCACCGACGCCAACACGCACAGGCCUGUGUUCCAGAGUGCCAACUACCAGGUUCUGAUCAGUGAGGACAAGCCCAUUGGUUCAACUGUAGUGGUCAUCAGCGCUACAGAUGAGGACACCGGUGAGAACGCCCGCAUUACCUACAGCAUGGAGGACAAUGUGCCGCAGUUUAAGAUUGACCCAGACACCGGUGCCAUCACCACGCAGAUUGAGAUUGAUUAUGAGGACCAGGCCUCCUACACUUUGGCCAUCAUUGCUCGUGACAACGGCAUCCCCCAAAAGUCAGACACCACCUAUGUGGAGAUCAUUGUGGAGGACGCUAAUGAUAACGCCCCUCAGUUUGGCCGAGAUAAGUACCAAGGCACCGUGUUUGAAGAUGCCCUUCCAUACACCAGCGUUCUCCAAAUCUCUGCCUCAGAUAGGGACUCAGGGUCCAACGGCAGGGUGAGCUACACCUUCCAGGGUGGUGAUGAUGGUGAGGGAGACUUCAUCAUUGAGCAGUUCUCAGGCAUCAUCAGAACCAACCGGAAGCUGGAUAGGGAGAAUGUUCCUGUCUACAAUCUGAAAGCCUAUGCAGUAGACAGAGGAAUUCCUCCACUCAAAGCUGAAGUGGAGAUCCAGGUGUCAGUGCUGGACAUUAAUGACAAUGCCCCGGUGUUUGAGAAAGAUGAGCUGUACAUUGAUGUCAAGGAGAAUAGCCCUGUGGACUCGGUGGUGGCCCGGAUAACUGCCACGGACCCGGAUGAAGGAACCAACGCUCAGAUCAUGUACCAGAUAGUGGAAGGAAACAUACCUGAGGUGUUUGACUUGGAUAUCUUCACAGGGGACCUAAAAGCACUCAUGGAUUUAGACUACGAGACCAAGACAGAGUAUGUGAUAGUAGUGCAGGCCACAUCCGCGCCGCUAGUCAGCAGGGCCACUGUCCACAUCCGUCUGGUUGAUGUUAAUGACAAUGAGCCUGUCCUGCAGAAUUUUGAGAUCAUCUUCAACAACUAUGUCACCAAUAAAUCCAACAGCUUUCCCACAGGGGUUAUAGGGAAGGUGCCAGCUCAUGAUCCAGAUGUGUCAGAUAAACUGAAGUAUAGCUUUGUGGAGGGAAAUGAGCUUAGUCUGCUAAUCCUGAAUCCGGAUACUGGAGAGCUGAAACUGAGCAAGGAUCUGGACAACAACAGACCAUUGGAGGCUACAAUGAAAGUGUCAGUCACAGACGGCCUCCACCGCGUGACUGCACUCUGCACACUCCGCGUCACCAUCAUCACAGAUGACAUGCUGACCAACAGCAUCACGGUGCGGCUGGAGAACAUGUCCCAGGAGCGCUUCCUCUCUCCGCUGCUGGGUUUGUUCACUGAGGGCGUGGCGGCUGUGCUGUCCACCAGCCGCGAGGCAGUCUUCGUCUUCAAUGUGCAGAAUGACAGUGAUGUGGGUGGCUCCAUCCUCAAUGUCACCUUUUCAGCCCUGCUGCCUGGCGGUGCCCCUGGACGCUUCUUCCCCUCCGAAGAACUGCAGGAACAGAUCUACCUGAACCGGACCUUGCUGAGGCACAUCUCCAGCCAGAGUGUGCUGCCCUUCGAUGACAACAUCUGCCUGCGUGAGCCCUGUGAGAAUUACAUGAAGUGUGUGUCCGUGCUGAAGUUCGACAGCUCUCCACCAUUCAUCGCCUCGGACACCGUCCUCUUCAGGCCCAUCCACCCCAUCAAUGGACUGCGCUGCCGCUGCCCUGCCGGCUUCACCGGAGACUACUGCGAGACAGAGAUUGACCUGUGCUACUCAGGACCGUGCCGCAACAAUGGCCGCUGCAGGAGCCGGGAAGGUGGAUACACCUGCGAGUGUCUGGAGGACUUUACUGGUGAGCACUGUGAGGUGAACGCUCGCUCAGGCCGCUGUGUCCCAGGUGUCUGUAAGAAUGGAGGGAAGUGUGUGGACCUGCUGGUGGGUGGCUUCAUUUGCCAGUGUCCAACGGGAGAGUACGAGAAGCCCUACUGCGAAAUGACCACACGCAGUUUCCCUGGCCAGUCCUUCGUCACUUUCAGAGGCCUGAGACAGAGGUUCCACUUCACUGUCUCUUUCAUGUUUGCUACACGGGAGAGAAACGCCCUGCUACUUUACAACGGCCGCUUUAAUGAGAAGCACGACUUCAUCGCUGUGGAAAUCAUCGAUGAGCAGAUUCAGCUCACCUUCUCAGCAGGAGAGGCUAAAACCACCGUGGCACCUUACGUACCUGGUGGAGUUAGUGACGGCCAGUGGCACUCUGUUCAACUCCACUACUACAACAAGGACAGCCUGCACCUGCUGGACGCCAGUGGGGUGCUGCGUGUCCCGCUCUAUACAGCCUGGCUGGAGCUGACCCAUAAGGAGCCUAACAUCGGACGGUUGGGGAUUCCUCACGGGCCCUCAGGGGAGAAGGUUGCUGUGGUGGCUGUGGAUGACUGCGAUAUCGCCAUGGCAGUGCGCUUCGGGAGCCAAAUCGGGAACUAUUCCUGUGCCGCACAGGGCACACAGACUGGACAAAAGAAAUCUUUGGAUCUAACGGGUCCUCUUUUGCUGGGUGGAGUGCCCAACCUACCGGAGGAUUUUCCUGUGCGAAACCGGGACUUCGUAGGCUGCAUGAGGAACCUCACCAUCGACAGCAAGCCUGUGGACAUGGCCAGCUUCAUCGCCAACAAUGGCACCACAGCAGGCUGUCCAGCAAAGAGAAACUUCUGUAAGGAGGGUUUGUGCCAGCACGGAGGUCAUUGUGAAAACAAGUGGAACACCUACUCCUGUGAAUGUCCUGUUGGCCGCGGAGGAAAGAACUGUGAACAAGUGAUGUCAUCACUACAGUCUUUUGAUGGCCACGCUAUGGUGUCCUGGACUGAUCCUGAUAUCACCGUGGCUGUGCCCUGGUACAUAGGCCUGAUGUUCCGCACUAGACAGAGCAGCGACACGGCAGUCCUCAUGCAGGCUAACGCUGGUCCUGCCUCGCAGAUCAACCUGCUGCUGGUGAAUAGGCAGGUGAGGAUGGAGGUGAAACUCGGGGAGCAGCGUGUGGCUCUGCUGGAGUUUGCAGAGGUCAGAGUGAACGAUGGAGAGUGGCACCAUAUUCUUGUGGAAAUCACCAGCAGCAAAGAGGGCAAAGACACCAAAUACAUGGCCCAGGUGUCUCUGGACUAUGACAUGUUUAAGAGGUCAGUGGAAAUUGGGAAUGAGCUGCCUGGACUCAAAGUCAGGAGUCUUUUCAUUGGUGGUCUUCAGGGUGAGAACAACAAUGUCCUGCAAGGCUUCCAGGGCUGCAUGCAGGGUGUGAGGAUGGGGGAGACCUCCACCAACACAGCCAACAUCAACAUGCAGCAGGGCCUGAAGAUCCAUGUAGAAGAGGGCUGUGACCUGGCUGACCCCUGCGACUCCAACAUCUGCCCUGAGAACAGCCAGUGCAUGGACGACUGGAGCACUCACACCUGCGUGUGUGACCCAGGGUUUUUUGGUAAGAAAUGUGUGGACGCAUGUCUCCUGAACCCUUGUGAGCACGUGUCCACGUGUGUCCGAAAGCCGAGCUCCUCUCAUGGCUACACCUGCGAGUGCGGUCAGAACUACUACGGACAGUACUGCGAGAACAAGGUGGAGAGGCCGUGUCCCAGAGGCUGGUGGGGCAGCCCCAUGUGCGGCCCUUGCAAUUGUGACAUCAAUAAAGGCUUCAACCCAGACUGUAAUAAGACCACAGGAGAGUGCCGAUGCAAGGACAACUACUAUCAGCCCAAAGACAGUGACACCUGUUACCCAUGUGACUGCUUCUUCCCCGGCGCCAGUUCACGAGCCUGUGACCCACAAACUGGGCAGUGUCCCUGCAAGGCAGGCGUCAUCGGGCGACAGUGUAACCGCUGUGACAACCCCUUUGCUGAAGUGACCACCACUGGUUGUGAGGUUGUUUAUGAGGGCUGUCCCAAGGCCUUUGACGCUGGUAUCUGGUGGCCCAGGACCAAGUUUGGUCGUCCAGUUGCUAUGAACUGCCCCAAGGGAUCUAUUGGUACUGCUGUCAGACACUGCAGUGAUGAGAAAGGCUGGCUACCUCCAGAGCUUUUCAACUGCACCACCAUCACUUUCUCCCAGCUGAAGAAACUGAAUGAAGAGAUGCAUCGUAAUGAGUCCAGAAUGGAUGGACAGAAGUCAAAGGAUAUUGCCAACAUGCUCCAUAAUGCUACCAACAUCACCAAGUCUUUCUACGGCAAUGACGUGAAAACAGCCUUCCACCUCAUCUCACGUGUUUUGCAGUACGAGAGCCAGCAGCAGGGUUUUGAUCUUGCUGCCAUGAAGGACGCUAACUUCAAUGAGAAUAUUGUGAAGGCAGGCAGUGCCAUCUUGGACCCCAGCAAUAAAGAGCACUGGGACCACAUCCAGAGGACAGAGGGCGGGACAGCACACCUGCUGCGAAACUUUGAGGAGUAUGCCACCACUGUGGCUCGCAACAUGAGGAAGACCUACCUGAAACCCUUCACCAUCGUCACACACAACAUGAUCUUGGCGGUUGAUUACCUGGAUUCUUCCAGCCCAGACGAUGCAAAGAUCCCUCACUUCCAAAAGAUUAAAGAGGAGUAUCCCAAAGACCUGAAGUCAUCAGUCCUGUUCCCAGAGUUUGCCUUCAAGGCCCCAGAGUACAGUGUUGCUCCAACUGACAAGCCAGUGACUCAGACCAGCUCUACUGAGGAAGACCACUCUGAGGCCCAAAGGAGAAAAAGGCAGGCUGAGGUUCCUCCUCCAUUCCCAGUGGCUGCUGUCAUUGUCUAUCGCUCUCUAGGGCAUUUACUGCCCGAGCGCUAUGACCCUGAUCGUCGCAGUCUCAGGCUGCCCAUCCGGCCGGUCAUCAACACGCCCAUAGUCAGCGCCACCGUGCACCACGAAGGCCAACCACCGCCCAUGCCCCUGGAGCAGCCAAUCACACUGGACUACACACUGCUGGAGACAGAGGAGAGGUCCAAACCUGUGUGUGUGUUCUGGAACCACUCCAUCGCGAUCGGAGGGACUGGAGGAUGGUCCUCUAAGGGCUGUGAACUCGUCUCCAGAAACAAAACCCACAUCAGCUGCCAGUGUAACCACAUGACCAGCUUCGCCGUGCUCAUGGACAUCUCCAAGAGAGAGCAUGGAGAUGUAUUGCCCCUAAAGAUAGUCACCUACGCUACUGUUUCGGCCUCAUUACUUGCUCUGCUGAUCACCUUCAUUUUGCUGGCCAUCCUGCGAAAACUCCGCUCCAACCUGCACAGCAUCCACAAGAACCUGGUGGCGGCCCUCUUCUUCUCCGAACUUGUUUUCCUCAUCGGCAUCAACCAGACGGACAACCCGUUUGUAUGUACAGUGAUAGCGAUCCUGCUGCACUUCUUCUACAUGUGUACGUUUGCCUGGAUGUUUGUGGAGGGGCUGCACAUUUAUCGCAUGCUUACAGAGAUGCGCAACAUCAACUACGGCCACAUGCGCUUCUACUAUGCUAUGGGCUGGGGCAUCCCUGCGGUCAUCACAGGCCUGGCUGUAGGUCUGGAUCCUCAGGGCUAUGGUAACCCUGAUUUCUGCUGGCUCUCCGUCCACGACACCCUGAUCUGGAGCUUUGCUGGACCCAUUGCUGUUGUUGUGCUGGUCAAUAUAGUGAUCUUUGUGAUGGCAGCCAAGGCAUCGUGUGGGCGCAGGCAAAGGAGCUUUGAGAAGUCUGGAGCCAUUCCUGCUCUGCGGAUGGCCUUUCUGCUCUUACUGCUCAUCAGCGCCACCUGGCUGUUGGGGCUCAUGGCUGUUAACAGUGAUGUCAUGAUUUUCCACUACCUGUUUGCCAUUUUCAGCUGCUUGCAGGGAAUCUUUAUAUUCUUCUUCCACUGUGUGCUGAAUAAAGAAGUGAGGAAGAAUCUGAAGACUGUGUUCACAGGGAAGAAGCCUCUGCAGGAUGAGUCCAGCACCACCCGGGCAUCCUUGCUGACUCGUUCUCUGAACUGUAAUAACACAUACACGGAGGACGGCACUCUGUUCCGCUCAGCUAUCGGAGAAUCCACUGUGUCUCUGGAGAGCACCAUCAGGUCAGCCAAGAGCCACAGCGGCUACCUCGCUUACGCCUUCAGAGAUGAGUCAGGUCAGAAGCCCUCCUCAGGAACAGCUAAAGGUGGACACACGGACAUUGAUGGCCCUCUGUUCCACCGUAAUGGCACUAAGGCAGACGACUCAGACUCGGACAGUGAGCUUUCUGUGGACGAGCACAGCAGCUCCUACGCCUCCUCACACUCCUCCGACAGUGAGGAUGAUGAAGACAUCCACAGGACUCCCAAGUGGAACAACGAGAGACAGCCACUGCACAGCACUCCAAAAGUGGACACAGUGACCAAUCAUGUGAAGCCGUACUGGCCCACAGAGGCCACCACGGCCAGCGACAGUGAGGAGGCUGGAGGAGCUGAGCGUUUGCGAGUGGAAACCAAAGUGAAUGUGGAGCUACAUCAGGAGAACAAGCUGAACCAUGUAGGAGAACCCCCCCAGGACAAAGACCCACCAGGCAGAGAUGGAGCACCCCCCAGCCUGCCCAACAGCAACCACCAGCCUGAACAGAGGAAGGGCAUUCUGAAGAAUAAGAUCACAUAUCCUCCACCUCUUACGGACAAAAACAUGAAGAACAAGCUUCGAGAGAAGCUUUCAGACUACAACCCCCCUACCAUCUCCUCACAGACCCCCUCAGUGGCCUCUAAUGAUGGAGGAAACAGUCACAGUGUCAUCAUAAAAAAUACCCACCGCCCUGCGGUCCCACCUAGAGAGCAACAGAAUGGAGUGGCCAUGAACUUACGGGCUGGCACCAUUAACGGCGGCAACCAGUCAGAUUCAGACGGCAGUAACGAAACCUCAAUCUGACCCAGCAGGAAGCUGCAGGAGGCUCUUUCUACAUGAGAGAGGCACAGCCGCUGUCAGGAUGGAGAAGAGGAGGAAAGGAGAGGUGGAUAAACUCUUUAGAGGCUGAUGAACAGGUCUUGUGGACCUUAUGACCUUUUGACCUCACUUUCUCCACCUUCAUGGCCUACACUCCAAUGGAGAACAGUAUUACUGCAGACUUCUGUCUGCCCUACUUAGAAACUUCAGUGAAAAAGGGAAUGUAUUGGACUAAGCUUUGGGGGUGGACAGUGGACCGUGCCAAAAUCACUGCAAGAGGACAAAAACUACAUCCCCCACAUUGCUAAAGCGCAUGUCUGGAACAAGUCACAUGCAGGCUGGAGUUGAAGAAUUGCAGGAUGUGAUAAUGGAUAUUACCACUAGUACUUAUCCACACUGAAAGGGUGGAGAAGAUGUCAACUGACUCAUUCACACACAGAGAAAGUAAUGUGUGGAAAAACAACAUUUAAUUUCACAAUGGAAAUAUGAACUAAACGAUAUCACCAAGUGCCCUAUUUGUUCAUCCUUCCGGAGGAGAUUCUAUGUCUGUUUUCUUGUUGUGACUGUAAUUAUUGUUAUGUAGAUACUGCUUAAAUGGUUCUAUUUUGUAUGUCGACUGUUUCCGAGAUUUUUCAGGCACAUUUUUUAUAAUUAAUUGAGAGUUUUUAUAAAUAUAACACGCAACUCUAAGGAUUAUCCUGGACAAAAUCGCGAUGCUGUAAUUUUGUACAUGAUUUGCAGUCAGGUCGCCUUAGUGCCUUAGUCCAACACUAGACAGUUUAAUUUCAAAGCCCUUUGGUGCGCUCCUCCUCCAAAUAAGACUGUACAAACAUGAAAGGACACAAUGGUCACAUAUUUUUAUAAAAGAGCAAAUUAUGAAAUGUGAAGAGAUGAGCGCUCUCAGAUUUCUUACAAUGAUGAAAUGAAUGUGUAUGCCAUGUUUAUUAUAAACUCUAGGAAAAAAUAGGAAAAAAAAACACUGUGGUCCUAGUACAAGCAGGGAUCUUUCUCCCCAUCUCUGACCUUUUCUCUCUAUCUUCCCUCUUUCUGUCACAACCACUCCAGUGUUUGAACCACUCCUGAUCAAAAAUUGCUGGAUUUUUCCUAUUUUUCCAAAAAAGACACUGGAAUUCUUGUAAAAUAUGUAUAUUUAUUUUUUAUGGUUUUGGAACACUGGUCAAUGAUUGCAACUAUAAAAUUAAAAACCCAUUUGGAAUUUUCUA